Molecule: messenger RNA, 737 nt
Organism: Ochotona curzoniae (black-lipped pika)
Lineage: Eukaryota; Metazoa; Chordata; Mammalia; Lagomorpha; Ochotonidae
Gene: MYDGF
Product: myeloid derived growth factor
Exons: 6
Coding region: 1-495 (164 amino acids)
Biological process (GO): positive regulation of angiogenesis; positive regulation of endothelial cell proliferation
Source: RefSeq, a predicted model, not a curated record
AUGGCGGCGCCCAGCGCGGGGCUCCCGCUGCUGCUGCUGCUGGCGGCGCUGAGCGCGGCGGGCGCCGUGUCCGAGCCCAGCACCGUGGCCUUCGACGUGCGGCCCGGCGGCGCGGUGCACUCGUUCGCCCAGAGCGUGGGGCCCGGGGACAGGUACACCUGCACCUUCACCUACGCAUCCCAGGGUGGCACCAACGAGCAAUGGCAGAUGAGCCUGGGGACCAGCGAGGACCACCAGCAUUUCACCUGCACCAUCUGGAGGCCCCAGGGCAAGUCCUACCUGUACUUCACCCAGUUCAAGGCCGAGGUGCAGGGCGCCGAGAUUGAAUACGGCAUGGCCUACUCUAAAGCCGCCUUUGAGCGCGAGAGCGACGUCCCCCUGAAAAGCGAGGAGUUUGAGGUGACCAAGACGUCAGUGGCCCACAGACCCGGGGCGUUUAAGGCCGAGCUGUCCAAGCUGGUGAUUGUGGCCAAGGCGGCGCGCAGCGAGCUGUGAGCGGCAGCCCAGCCCCGGCCGAGGGCACCCCAACACCCGCUCCUGGACGGCCGCCCCGCGUCCCCCUAAUGCCACCGCCACGGGGACCACCAGCCUGCCAGGACCCGUGGCCAAGCCCAGCGCCCCUGCCCGAGGCCCCCCGGGCCACUUUGUUAAACCACCCAGGGACCUCCUUUCCAGGGGACUGGAAAGAGAGGAAAUGUUUUCAUAUUUAAAAGAAAUAAAACGAUGAAUAAGCACCA